This is a messenger RNA of Anoplophora glabripennis (Asian longhorned beetle), 4577 nucleotides long. RefSeq names its product retinal homeobox protein Rx-A. Gene Ontology annotation, molecular function: DNA-binding transcription factor activity, RNA polymerase II-specific; RNA polymerase II transcription regulatory region sequence-specific DNA binding. The coding region runs from base 80 to 1258 and encodes 392 amino acids. Gene Ontology annotation, biological process: regulation of transcription by RNA polymerase II. NCBI's taxonomy places the organism in Eukaryota, Metazoa, Arthropoda, Insecta, Coleoptera, Cerambycidae. The transcript has 2 exons. The record is from RefSeq and is a predicted model, not a curated record.
UCAAUUGUUUGAUUAAAAAAGUUAGUUGGGCAAAUUGGUAAAUUGAAAUAGAUUACACUGAUUGUUUGUGUUAAUUAAAAUGGAAGGUGCUCCAUUCGACGAUCAAAGUUUUAACGAUUAUAACAAUCAACCGCUGCCGUCCCUGGCAUCGACUUUAUUGAAUAAAAAUCAAGAAAAUCUGAACGUGCACUCUAUCCAAGUGAUGUUAGGGCUGCAACACCAACAUGACAUGUUCGGGAAUAUGGGAUCUCCCUUGGAAUAUAAGGGAUCCCCUCAGAAACUGGAUAAUUCACCUAUGAGUCCCAUGCACCAUCAGGAUCUGAGCAUGUUCCAACAAGGAAUGGAGAAUGUCAACAACAAUUCUAAUGGUGUGAAGAGGAAAAACGAAGAUGUCGUACUGCUUCAGUCGCAGAAUUUAAGUUCGACGGAAAUUGGUAACGCCCCCACCACGACUACUAAGAAGAACGAGAAAAAGAAAAAUGAUAAUAAUGGAGUCAAGAAAAAGAAAACCAGAACGACAUUUACUGCCUUCCAACUGGAGGAGUUGGAACGGGCAUUUGAACGAGCUCCAUACCCGGAUGUGUUCGCACGAGAAGAGUUGGCAUUAAAGUUAAACCUGAGCGAGUCCAGAGUACAAGUGUGGUUCCAGAAUAGACGGGCGAAAUGGAGAAAACGUGAACCUCCACGUAAAACCGGAUACAUCAGCUCAAAUUCGCCCAGUUCCAGCAUCACAACGAAUUUUAACAACCCAAUACCUUUCACCCAACCCAAUACAAUUAACACAUCAACGCCAGUGGAAUCUUGGAGUUACCAAUCCUCCUACGACUUAGGCCCCCAUUUAAACCUACUUAACAGCACAUCUGGUUCCUAUUCCAGUUUUGGAUCCCCAGCUUCUUAUUCAAGUUUUGGAUCAACGCAAAACAGUUACUCGUACAUGUUGAACUCUCAUGAAAAUCAACUGUUCGGAGCACCCAUGCGCACGCAUGAGUAUACGGCUCCUGCAGGUAACCAAAGUCCUCCCCUAGGAAGGGAAUAUUCCAUGUUGCAAACCCACUCGCCGACUGCAGACGAAAAUUCCAUAGGAGUGAAAAUCGAAUACGUAGAUCACAAUGCACUGAGUCAGUCACCCGAGAGGUAUGGCAACGCUUCUCCAAAGUACGAACAAGCGUUUCACGAUGACGGGAGAAUUAAAGAAGCUAAGCCUGAUAAUGGAAACGGGAAUCAAACAUAUGUUACAUUACCCCCUUUUCUGAAUUAGCAAAAAUUGUGAAUAGGCAAUACUUAUGACUGUUACACAGGGUUGUUAUUAUGGACAUAUUAUUUCUUCUUGGCCUUACUAAAUGACCAGUUAGAUUCAAAAUUUCUUUUUAAAGUACGUGAAAAAAAAAAUUUUUUUUCGUCAAAAUAUAUUUAUGCUUAUUUAUAGUAUCAAAUACGAGAUAUGACAAUAAAGUUUAAACCCUCUCUUUAGAGGUUAUGUAAGUAUCAAUAUAAGUACAAUCCGCGCAUUGUACAUAAAAAAUUGGUGAAGCAGCUUUUGUCUAAUAAUCUUCAGAACUGCUAUUGUGAUGAAUCAUGACAAAACUUUCAAGCUGUUACACAUACUUCUUUCAGUGUAUCCAAAUCGUGAACCUAAAAGUUCAAAUAAUUAAUUUGGAAGUAUAGAAGGAAGUUUUACAAUGUUUGACGAAAAUGAUUUAAUUUAUUACAAAUCAUGAUUUUGCUUCAUAGCUAUGUACCACUCGAAAUACCCUUUUCGUUCAUUGAACUUUUUUUCUGUUGUCGAAACCAAAAGAAACUGGUGAUGAUAUUAAACUUAGCGUGACGGCAGUUGUCAAAACCUGCUCCAAAAUUGUUAUGAAGUGAAAACUAGGUGUUGGUAUUGGUACGUAGCUACCCAUAGGAGUAAUUUGAAGUUGAUUACAUGAAUCUAAAAGGGCAUUCUCACUAUUCAAUCAUAGUUGAGCAGUUGCAUAACUUUUAUUCUGUAAACCAAAUUAUUAAUAUUGUCCUGUAUAUAAGUAGAACAUAUACUCCUUGAAGUGAAAUAUAUCUUAUUUUGAUGCGGACAGCGAAGAGAUUGGUACAAAGCAGCUAUCAAACUGUAUUUUCAACAUAUUUGUAUUUAUCUGAUGAAACAUAAAUGAAUUGAUCAAUUACUUUAAAUCGUUCCGCAAUGGUAACUGUGUGAUUGGAUGAAAAUGAAACGUAUUUUUAAAAUAUUUAUUUCUAGAUGUAUUGUUUUACAAAAGAGGAGUGUAUUAGAUAUACGUAUACCUAUGUGAUAUUCCGCUACAGUUUUAUAGGGAUUAUAAUGUAGACAAUGAGACAAUGAUAUAUACCUAGAUAUUUUUUUGCAGAUAAUUUAAGCAGUUAUUUCACGUACCAGGUGCGUUUCAAAGUAAACAGGACUUUUUAAAAACAGGAACAAUAAAAAAUUUGUUAGACAAAACCGAUUUAUUUUAUUCAAAAUAGUCCUGUUCCGAUCGACACAGCCGAUUUGCACGGUCGAUUUUAAAUCGUCAGCCGGGUGUCCUUUUAGAUGGCGUCUACAUCCAUAAAACGCUUUCCUUUCAACGGCAAAUGCAUAUUUCCGAAAAGGUAAAAGUCGCUCAAUGCCAAAUCAGGCGAAUACGGGGAGUGGUUGGCAGUUAAAAUGCGAUUUUUAGUCAGUAAAUCGGUUACAAGUGUCGAUCGAUAAGAUGGCGAAUUAUUGUGCAACAAACGCCAAGUUCCUUCUGAUCGAUAUUCUGGACGAAUACGAUGCACCAAACGCUUCAAAACACCAAGAUAGAAUUGUGCAUUAACGGUUUGGCCCAAUGGAAUGAACUCUGGACAAUGCCCUUAGAAUCGUAAAAGCAAAUCAACAUAGUUUUCACUUUUGACUUCUCCAAACGUGAUUUUUGGGGUUUUGGCUUGUCUGGCGCCUUCCACUCGGCACUUUGGCGCUUGGUUUCUGGAUCAUAUCGAAAAGACCACAUUUCAUCUCCAAUCACAAUGUUGUAAAGGAAGAUUUUGUCCUUUUCGGCCUCCUUGAUGAUGUUCUUCAAAUGUUGAAUUCUAAAAGGUCCUGUUUACUUUGGAACGCACCAUGAAAGUAUCUAUCCUACGGGGUAUAUACACAAAUUUUAUUUUUUAAUUCAGCAAUUGUGUUUGUAAAUAGUGGAACAGCUAAAGUGCCAAAGAAAAGUUUUAUCGGUAUAGUUUGUGCCAUUGCAUAUACAUACUGUAUUUGCCUAAAUGUAAGUCUCUAUAAUUGCACACCACAGUUGCAUUUAAAAUAUUCCACGAAAUAUCUAAUUUUAAAUCGGUAAUCUCUGACCUCAAAAAUUAAUAAAUUGUAAACAACAAUAGCGGUUUUUUCGAUUUCAUCUGAAUAGAGUUGUUUGUUGAAGAACUAUUACAACGUCAACUAUGAAUAAUUUGCAUCAUUUAUUCCGGCAUAUUGUCAAUUUUAUAUUUAGCAAGAUAAAUUGUUAUUUUGCAAAGUAUAAUUUACGUUGAGAUUUUAUUUUUGCAAAUCUUACAAAAAUUAUUUUUUUUAUGUUCCGUAGAUCAUGAAAUACUGUACUUUUCAAUAUCCGUGUAACUUCAUUGUUGAACAAAAAAAAUAUUUCAUUUCAAAAUACCAUUUCUUGUUCAUUUGGCAGUCCACUAUUUCGUUCCAUCAUCGUAUAGCUUCAUCAAAUAAUAAAGUUUUUAAUUUAAACCGUAACAAGAUCUCUAUUAUGGGGAGAAAAUAUUGGUAGUUUGUCCCUCACUCAUACCAAAUGAUAUUUAAAACUGCUGUAUUUCAUACUAUAUAAAACAAAACAAUAAAAGCUCUGAAGUAUCUAAACAAAAAUUAAGAUUUUGUAUAUUUGUAUAAUUUUACUAGUUAGAUAUUAUCAUUUCUUCAUGUACCUAAAGAAGUUUAGGUAUAUAUUUAUUGUUAACUGAUAAUAUUGAAAAAAAAUAACUACUAAUGCUCAGACUACCAUUGAAUUACACCACUAAUAUUUAGCAAACAUUAAUUAAUUCAAUGCUGGUUGGGGCAUCUGUCCGCAGGUUAGUUGUUUUUGGCAUUUAUUGAUUAAAAAUUGUAUUCCUUAGUGACGACACAGAUCUUCCUUUCAAAGAACCUGUGGAAUAGAAGGUCGCUUUCUACCAUUUCGGUCGCACUUUGUUAUAUCCUAUUUUUUAGUAGGAAGUAGUAAAAGAAAAUAUUCUCUCCAAGACCAGGAUCUAUCAAAACUUAUUUUUAUUUUGUGUUUUGUGUACCUACUUUUGUAUAUUUUCCAAUUAUAGAAAUAUGAAGUAUAUAGAAAAAUGUUUUUCAUGUGGGUCUGGUACAGAUAUUUAUUAAUGUUUGAAAAAAUACCUAAAUAGGAUUGAAUGUAUUGGAAACUUCCCAAAUAAACUAGCAUGAUAAAAGCAGAUUAAGAUUCUUCACAACUGCUUAACUGACUUAUGUUGUAAAAAUGUAAAUAUACUGUAAUAUAUAAUAUACUGUGAAUUAUGUGCCAUAUUUUAUAAACGUAUAAGGAGUUAAAGUUUUUAUUGUAAAUAAUUAUUUUUGUUUGAUGACAACAUAUUUC